UCAAAUUGACCCAAACUCCCCGGUCCAUUCUGCAUAGUUGAGGCAGAGUACAACAUCCAUUUCCAGCCACUCCUCCUUUUGAAAAGAGUGAACGAAAUGGUAGUGUCGAUGGUAAGCCGACUCUGCCCGUCGGCCACGGCCCACCACCGCCUCGGUGCGGCCGGGAUCGGGGAGUUCCAAGAAAGAGAGGUGAUGGGAAGGAGGAUGGACUGGUGUCGCCGCCGCCGCCACAACUGCUCAAGCGGUGGCCGGAAGUCCUCCGUCCGAAUGUCCAUUGCAACCCCCGACCUCGCCUCCGAGGUCAAGUUCAAAGAUUUGGAACUAGAGCGGCGAAACCCCCGGACAGUUGUGGCAGUUAUUCUUGGUGGAGGAGCUGGGACCCGUCUUUUUCCUCUCACCAAACAAAGGGCUAAACCAGCAGUGCCUAUAGGAGGCGCUUACAGGUUAAUUGAUGUGCCAAUGAGCAACUGCAUAAAUAGCGGAAUCAAUAAAGUGUAUAUCCUCACCCAAUUCAACUCUGCAUCGCUUAAUAGACAUCUUGCACGAGCUUACAACUUCAGCAGUGGCGUAAACUUUGGAGAUGCCUUUGUUGAGGACCGGAGUACGAGACAGACAAUUGGUGUAGGAUCUAAAUCACAAGGACUUUAUUAUCUCCAGCCUCCAUCCUCUACCAUAUAUGCUGUCACAGAGUCUUCUAGUCUCCUUCACCGUCGUUUGGGUCAUCCGAGUCUACAUAAGCUGAGAAAGAUGAUCCCUCAUCUCUUUCAUUUGCAGUCUUUAGAGUGUGAGUCGUGUCUACUUGAAAAAAUAUGUUCGGACGUUCUUUCCAAGUAAGGUAAAUAA
This is a messenger RNA of Elaeis guineensis (African oil palm), 843 nucleotides long. Lineage: Eukaryota; Viridiplantae; Streptophyta; Magnoliopsida; Arecales; Arecaceae. The record is from RefSeq and is a predicted model, not a curated record.